CUAACCCGCCAGUUAAAAGAACCCGAACCUGGAAAAUAAUCAGCCAAAAAAAAAAAGACAGACUUUAAAAUGAAAAACGAGAAAAUUACAUUGAAGAAGAAGAAGGCGAGAGGAAUCAAGCUGGGGAGGAAAAUCGGGACGGCCUUCAGGUGGGUAAUCCGACCGAGAAGCGCGAUUCGAUCCGUGAAGAACCCGAUCUCCGGGAUUUUGUCGAUGAUCCGGGUCCUCCAGCGGAGGGCUCUGGAGACCGUGAAUAAUAAUUCGGGUCGGAGGAGGGAUUGCGUCCGGUUGGGCCGGGUGAAGCCGGUGGAGGAUUCGGCGCCGAAGAAGGGGCACCUGGCGGUGUACGUGGGGGAAUCCGACGGCGACACGAGGCGGGUCAUGGUGCCCGUGAUGUACUUCAACCACCCGCUGUUCGGGGAGCUGCUGGAGGAGGCGGAGCGGGUUUACGGGUUCGACCGGCCGGGCGGGAUCAGCAUCCCGAUCGGGUAUAAAAAGUUUGAGAAGGUGAAGAUGAGGAUCGACGCCUGGGGGCGGCGGGGUUGACCGCCGCCGACGGUGCGGUUUAGUUAGAUGGAUUUGACAUAAUCAGGAGUUUUUUUUUUUUUCUUCUUCUUCUUCUUCUUCUUCUUAAUUCCUUCUUCGUCUUUCUUUUUAUUAUUAAUUUCCGAAGGGAUGAUCUGUUAAUAGUAAGACGAAGUUUCGUGGAUUCAUCUGGAUUGGAUAGUUGACAAUGGGGAAGAAUUAUUGUGGAAAAAAUAAGGAAAAACAGGAUUAAUUGGUUUCAUAAAUGGGAAAAUUCAACGGUGAAGUACGUUUCUCUUCGUCGCCAUUAAUCGGCAGAGAAAAUGUGGUCCAUUUCCUAAGCUAGAUUAAUAAUAGGCCAGUGUAUUA
This is a messenger RNA of Linum trigynum, 894 nucleotides long. NCBI's taxonomy places the organism in Eukaryota, Viridiplantae, Streptophyta, Magnoliopsida, Malpighiales, Linaceae. The record is from the annotation of a GenBank genome assembly.